AUGCAGAAGAUCAAGACGGCAAAAGUACUCAAUCAUUUGACGACUGCUUUGGAGGAGUGGAUGAUGGAGAAAUACGAGAUUGGACAUGCAAUUCCAUCAAAUGACGAACAAUACAUUGGUUCUGUUCUGAUGUGGAAAAAGAACGUUGAAAGCUCACUGCAUGGAGUUUUUGAUUCAAACGCUGGACGUGAAAUUGAGACUUAUCUUAACUCACAACUUGCGGACAAGAUAUUCACUGCAAAAGAGUUCUGGAGGAAUAGUGAAAGGAUAUUGAAGAAUGUUAUGAUUAGUUCUUCAAGAAGGAAGAUGCAUAAAGACAAUGUAGAGGGAGGUGAUGACAAUGGAGGUUUUGCAUUGAUGCUUAAUGUGAGGAACAAGAAGUUCAUUGCAGCAGACAGGGGGAACUACAAGGCUGUGCUUGUGUCCAAAGGUGGUAAUGCCUCACAAAUUACUGGAAAUAACAGGCCUACCGUUUCAGAUUUGCUGCAUUUUAAAUUUCAAUCUCCCAGAGAUCUGAACUUGGGUAUGAUUAUCAAGAGGGUGAAGCCUGCAAAUGGUGAAUCAGUGAUAUUAGCUAGUGAUGGAAUCUGGCAGUUAAAGUCUGAAAUGCAGAAGAUCAAGAUGGCAAAAGUACUCAAUCGUUUGAAGACUGCUUUGGAGGAGUGGCUCACUGGUCAUGUUGCAUGGAGUUUUUGA
This is a messenger RNA of Dioscorea cayenensis subsp. rotundata (Guinea yam), 696 nucleotides long. Its product is annotated as probable protein phosphatase 2C 28. NCBI's taxonomy places the organism in Eukaryota, Viridiplantae, Streptophyta, Magnoliopsida, Dioscoreales, Dioscoreaceae. The coding region runs from base 1 to 696 and encodes 231 amino acids. The record is from RefSeq and is a predicted model, not a curated record. The transcript is spliced from 5 exons.